Messenger RNA from Leptopilina heterotoma, 2348 nucleotides. RefSeq lists its product as uncharacterized. Gene Ontology annotation, biological process: signal transduction. The record is from RefSeq and is a predicted model, not a curated record. NCBI's taxonomy places the organism in Eukaryota, Metazoa, Arthropoda, Insecta, Hymenoptera, Figitidae. The transcript has 15 exons. Bases 162 to 2201 code for a protein of 679 amino acids.
UAGCACAUGCCUUUAAAAGACUUCACUGCAGGCGUUUGUUGAGUAUUUUUGUUGAAAUAUAAUUGAGUAGUAAACUCUAAUAUUUAACACAAUUUGUUCAACAUAACAUUAUAGCUUAAAACACAACAUCAGUGAAAAUAUUAAAUUCAAUUUUCAGAAAAAUGACGUCUUUAAAAUAUCUUUUACUUCUACUUUUCUUUACCAUUGAUCUAGUAAUCGGUGUACCACCUUUUACCAAAGAACAACGGUUAAAGGUAAAUGUAAUUAUGAAAAGAGUAAUACAAGAAGUGGAAAAAUCUGGAAUGAGAGAAAGAGGAUUAUACACUAUUGAUGGUGAUGUACUUGAAAUGAAAAAAUUGGCCAAAGAAUCUCUUAAUCCAUUCAAGGAUAUAUCGCCAUAUGAUAUUCACGUAAUGACAUUCUGUCUCAAAGCAGUAAUAGGGAAUUUGCAGCCAUCACUUAUCGAUGAAGCAACAUUCAAUCAACUCUCAGAUGCCUUGGAAAUUGAAAAUUCGGAAGAAUUAAAAGAUAAAAUGAAAGAAAUAUUAUAUGACCUUCCGCAAGAAAUUCGUUACACUCUUGCUUAUUUAAUGAGACAUUUGAAAAAAGUAGUGAAACUACAGGAGAUAAACGGAAUGACACCGAAGAUAAUUGCUAAUGCCUUUAGGUUAUCUUUAAUGCAUUUUAAACCUGAUGAACAAAGAAUGCGUGACAUUGAUCCAAAAAAAAUUAAGAUUAUUAAGAAACUUUUGGAAAUUCCAUCAAGUUUUUAUAAGGAAUUGAAGAAUCCUGAAUCGGUCUUUUAUUUUCUUGCUCCUGAGGAUAUUGAAUCCGCUAGUGAAAUCUCAGAUGAAGAACAAGAAGGCGCUUCGGUUACUGCUGGUCCUUUGGAUUCAAAUGAGCCAUCAGGUAUGACAAAAUAUACAAAUUUGAAGAGAUUGAUAGAAGCAGUGGAAAAGAUUGGAAUUAAACAAAAAGGAUUAUAUUCUGACGACGAUGAGUCAAAUGAAAUGGCAACGUUGCCAAAAGAUUGUCUUGUUUCUAACACAGAUAUAUCGCAAUAUGAUGUUCGUGCAAUGGCAUUAUGUCUCCAAAGAGAAUUAAGGCGUUUGAACCCAUCACUUAUCGAUAGAGCAACGUUUAAAAAAUUACUAGUUGCUGCAAGAUUAAAAAAUUUAAAAGAAUUGGAAAAUGAAAUGUCAAAAAUAUUAUCUGAACUUCCGCAAGAUAUUCGAAAUACUCUUGCUUAUUUAAUUAUACAUUUAAAAAAAGUAGUGAAACUGCACGCGGUAAACAAAAUGACUGAGAAGAAAAUUGCUUCCAUUUUUUCACUUAUUCUGAUGCAUUAUGCAGGUGAAGAAAGGUUGUUAGCUGAUGCCGACAGAGAGAAGAUCAUUAGAAUAUUUUUGAGAAUUCCUUCAAGUUAUUGGAAGACAUUGAUAAAUUAUGAAUCGACUAACAAUGAAUCUACAAAUUUAGGGGAAGAAGAAGGUGCCUGGGGUGGUGCUCCUCGUGAAGAAUUUUCAGCUUCAAAUGAGCAACCAUCUAUGACACAAUAUACAAAUUUGAAGAGAUUGAUAGAAGCAGUGGAAGAGACUGGAAUGAAACAAAAAGGAUUAUAUUCUGACGAUGAUAAAUCAAUUAAAAGGAUAAAUUUGCCAACAGAUUGUCUUGAUCCAACAACGGAUAUAUCGCAAUAUGAUGUUCGUGUAAUGACAUUAUGUCUCCAAAGAGAACUAAGGCGUAUGGAACCAUCACUUAUCGAUAGAGCAACGUUUAGCAAAUUAAAAGUUCUUUUAAACUUUCAAAAAUUAAGUCAAUGGGAAUAUGAAAUCUCAAAAAUAUUAUCUAAACUUCCUCAAGAUAUUCGAAAUACUCUUGCUUAUUUAAUUAUACAUUUAAAAAAAGUAGUGAAACUGCAGGAGAUAAAUAAAAUGACUGAGGAGAAAAUUGCUUCCAUUUUUUCACUUAUUCUGAUGCGUUAUCCAGGUGAAGAAAGCUUGUUAGUUCAUACCGACAGAGAAAAGAUCAUUAGAAUAUUUUUGAGAAUUCCUUCAAGUUAUUGGAAAGCAUUCAUAAAUUAUGAAUCGACUGCUCCAGAAGAUCUUUUAAAUUUAAAUACAGACGAAGCAAUCAAUAGACUGUCUGAUUCAGGCAGAUCGUCAAAAAAGAAGGCAACAAUACAAUAUAAUACAUUCUAAAAUAAAUUAUUGUUUUUUCUGUGAAUGUUUUUCUCUUUAAAACUGUCUUCGUUGAUUAAAAUUAUGGGAGAAUAUAUUAAUAAUUGAUGUCCCCAAUAUAUAAAAUAUUGUAUUAUUAAUCUUGUCAAUAAAGAAUUGCAAGCAAAA